UAAACUAUGGUUCCUUAAAGGCAACAGGAGCAGCUGUAACGUGGGUCCAGUGUGUUUGUGUGUUUGUUUGUCUGAAAUUGGUGGAUAAACAUGGAAACGCUUUUCAGUACAGUGUUAAUAAGGAAAGUGAAAGCAGCAUGAGAGUCCAGAGAUGAGGUGUGGUGGUGACUUGCUUGAGGGGCUGAUAGCAGUGGAGCAGGGAUGGUUUGCCUGUCAUGACUGCUCUCAUCUGGAUGCUCGCAUGGCUGCCUCUGGUCCUGCCAGCUAUGAGUAAACUCCCCCAGCCUGUCAACAUGACUCUGUCCUCAGUCCAUUUCAUUCAUGUGCUGAAAUGGGAGGCUGGACCCAGGACACCCACAGGAGUCCACUACCAUGUCAGCGUUCACACAAUUCGGGGGCUUUCCUGGGUGCCAGUGGCUGGCUGCGAGCAUGUCCAGCACCCACUGGUUUGCAACCUGACAGAGGCCUUCUCUAACCCAAAUGAGUCCUACUAUAUCGAGAUUAAAGCAGUGCUGGACGCACAGCACUCGGAACCAGUCACCCGAGAUGAUUAUAAGCCAAUCAGAGACGCUGACAUGGAUCUGCCGCUGCUGACUGUGACGCCCUGUGGACGAGACUUGUGUGUGGACCUUCAGCCUCCCAUGGAGCACCUUAAGAAGAUCUAUGAUUCUCUGCAGUACACACUCAUGAUCAAGAGCAACAAUACAGACAAAGCUCAGUUUAAGGACACCAAGUCUCUGGGAAAAGUGCUUUUGACGGAUCUGGUCUCUGGCAGAGUGUACUGUGUCUCAGUCUGCUUCUCAGACAAAUAUGCUCCUAGGGAGUCCAAGUACAGCCAACCUGUGUGUGCUUCUACCCUUGGCCUCUUCACCGCAGGUACAGACCUGUGGAUCGCAGCCUUGUUGAUUUUGUUGGUGAUGUUUGUUUUGGUCCUGGUGGCCCUGCUGGUCUUUACUGGUUUCAUCUGUCUGAGGAGGAGGUCAUUACCAUCAGUCCUGGAAAUCCAUCACAUAGAAGGGGUUGUAGUGGUCCCAUCCUGCAAGACGUCCCUGUUUUCUCUCCUGGAUAUUAAUCCAACGGCGCCCUCUUCAGGCCAAAAGAGGACCAGCCAAACAUCAGACAACAGCGAUGCACAGAGUGAAACAGAGAGCACUGGUGGGAGCAGAGGAGGAGGGUAUAAACUGCGGAGGGGCACUAACCUCCUCUCUUCCUCCUCCUCAUCUCCAUCAUUGUUGUCAGCUCCUUUAUGCCCAGAGCCGGAGCCGUUGCUGCCGAGCUUCUCCUCAAACCAAACGCCAUCAGACUUCUUCCAUCCCCAGGCUGAACCCUGCGUCUCUGCAGAGACACAUUCCCCUGCUGGACUGAAGGAUUCUCUGCUGAUAUCAGAGCCGAGUUCAGACCCCCGUCCUGCAGACGCAGACCUUUUGACUGUAGGAAAAAUCCAGCCAGUGAAGGCGGAGGAGAAGGUGGCGGGAGACGGGGGCAGCCAGGAUGUCAACCUCUUCACAUUAACCUUCGGCACGCAUGGGGAGGAAGAGGAGGAGGAGUCCCAUUUGGACGUGGCAGAGGUGGAGACAGAGUCUUCCUCUGCUUCAGAGGUGUACCGCACCAUUCCAACUCCGCCCUCACAAACUACGGGCGCCAAGGACGUUUCCAUAGCAACUGUUUCCUACUCUGACGAUGACGAAGAUGAGGAGGACGACGAGGUGGACGAGCUCUCUGGAUAUAUGAGGCGCCCAUAGAUGUCUGACAGAACUUAUCAUAGAAGUCUGGCUGUUUUCCAGCUGGACGUUACGCCGUUUCACGUCUUUUUACAAUUCCAUAGUGUUUUCAACGAUACACUCAACUCCCGAUUCAAUUCAGGAUUUUAAGUUGACGAUGCCAUUUUCUCAGGAUUUUUCAGAUUGAGCGGCUGACACAUGACUAAAAAAUAUUCCUUUAUUUCUAGAAGCUGUGCAGAACAACAGAUGUGUCCUCUUAUCAAAAGGGACACUCAACUUGUAUUUUAUCUCAAAUAACUUUCAAAAUUAAAUCAAAAAACAAUAAUUAGAUUUUUUUUAAACAAAUCCCACAUGAAAAGAA
Molecule: messenger RNA, 2082 nt
Organism: Sander lucioperca (pikeperch)
Lineage: Eukaryota; Metazoa; Chordata; Actinopteri; Perciformes; Percidae
Exons: 8
Coding region: 216-1742 (508 amino acids)
Molecular function (GO): protein binding
Source: RefSeq, a predicted model, not a curated record